CGCGGGUACAUAUAGAAGCGAUGCCUGCUUCAUCAGUUAUACCAGGGGAUGCAACGUGUCAUCAUGGCAUCCAUUGUCCGACCAUUCCUCCAAGUUUUGUUGGUGGUUGCCAUGGUGGUUGAAGUAGCACACUGCGCAUGCUCUACAGAUGCUGAAUGCAACAAUGGCGGCAGCUGUCCUAAUAACACAAACCCAUGCGUGUGCGUUAACGGAUAUAGUGGAGACACGUGUGAUACAGCGCCACUGUGCUCUGCUGAUGGAGGUGAAUGCAAGAACAGCGCAUCUUGCAAAACUGACGUCGUUCCCUACAAAUGCAUAUGCGUGAAUGGUUUCGGGGGAGUACACUGCGGUGUGGUUCCCAAGUGUACCCCCGAGCCAAACGACUGCAAGAACGGAGGGUCUUGUGACGUUACAAAAGCACCCCACCAAUGUUCAUGCAUGAGUGGUUUCAGUGGAACUAAGUGCGAAACAGCCCCGACAUGCGCUAUCAAUGGAACCGAUUGCCAGAACGGAGGGUCAUGCAAGGCAGACAGCGAGCCCACGUUUUGCGAAUGCGCCCGUGGCUUUGGUGGUGGCUACUGCGAACUGGCACCAAUGUGCACUGUCGAUGGAAAUGAAUGCAAACACGGAGGGUCCUGUGUCACAAGCGAGACUCCAUUCAACUGCUCAUGCAUCAACGGGUACCAUGGGAAGCAGUGUGAGAUGGCACCGGUGUGCACUACUGAUGGAAAUGAGUGCCAAAACGGAGGGUCAUGUAACACAACACAUUCUCCCUCUAGCUGCGCAUGCGUCAACGGUUACCAUGGGCAGCACUGUGAGAUCGCUCCUAAGUGCACAGUGGGCGGAACUGAAUGUGAAAACGGCGGCCAAUGCGAUACAGGAAGUGCUAUAUUCGGCUGCACAUGCGUGAAUGGCUACCACGGACACACGUGUGAAAUGGCUCCCGUGUGUACUUCCGGCGGAAGUGAAUGCGAGAACAGCGGAACAUGUAAUACAACGGGCGCCAUGUACAUCUGCUCAUGCGUGAACGGUUACCAUGGAGCCACAUGUGAACAUGCUCCGGUUUGUACUAUUGACGGAAGUGAAUGCCAAAAUGAUGGGACAUGCGACACGUCAAACUCGACUCACUACUUUUGUGAAUGCGUCAGUGGUUACAAUGGAGGUCUAUGCGAAACAGCCCCUGCAUGCACACCUAACGGAAGGGAAUGCCAGAACGGAGGGUCGUGUAAAGACUAUGUGUGCAACUGUGUCGGUGGUUAUGGUGGCGACACGUGUGGGACGGAGCCCGUGUGCACCACUGGAGGAAAGCAGUGUCAGAACGGAGGCACGUGCAUCACGAGCACCGUGCCGUACUGGUGCACGUGCGUGAAGGGCUACACGGGCAAUCUGUGCGAAAAUGGGGCUAAAGGUCUGACAGUCGUGAUGUGGACUAUGGUGGCGUCUCUAGCUGCAAGCAUCUAUCUCUUGUAAUAAACAUCUUCAUGUGAGAUCGUUGUCUGAAGUGCUAUUCCUGUGUGUUGGGUUGAUGGAUACAGAAACGUCGAUGAAAAAUGUUUUAUAAUGGAUUUUCCUUCUUCACAUUUGUACUCUUUUCCCUUGUUUGUUGUACUUGUUAAUAUAUCAAAUUAUGUAUAGAAACAAGAUUGAAGCAUACAACAAAGACAUCUUAACUUAUUUCCGAAUACAUAGAGGAUAUUUCAUGUUUGGAGUGAAAAAUGUUUCUCUCAUUGAGUGACGGGGAAAAGGAGAUAUUUGCACGAGUAAGUAUAUCUCAUAUCCCACGUCACGAGAUCAGAGAAACAUGGUAUUCUCGACACAAAUGUAAUAUCCUAUUUAUUAUAUACUUUACGUUGUCUACUGGAAUAUCUUUUCAUUACAAGUGUAAAAGCAUGAAACGUAAGUUCUCCCUGCCUAAUACACAGUGACGUUUCGCCACCCCUUGUAAUUGCAAGUUAAAAAGUAGUCCCGAAAAUCUUACAAAAUAUAAACAAAAGUAAUAAAACAUAGGUCACUGAAUGUUUUUAUCAUACAUUUGGAUAUGAUCAUAUACAAAAUCAGCUUCAACAAAAAAUAUUCUUGAAAGCUACGAUACCACUGUUGGUAGCGAAGGAAUACACGAUGUUCAGGUAAUGAAAAUAGCGCUUGGGGAAACAGUCUCGAUGGUUUAAAUGAGAAACUAACAGUGUAAAGCAAAACAUUUUCAAGAGAAUAACAAGUAGAUAGUAACUCCUCAAAUGACUAUCCGUCAUUAUUUUGCCUUGUAAAUGAUGAACUUAGCAGAAAGUCAGCAGUUUGUGUACGGGCCAGACAUUUACGAUAAAGGGAGACAAUUUGUGGGGAGGUAACUCUUGUAUGACAAUAGUUCCGUCAAAGUGUUAUGUUCACUACAAUGGAAAUAUCAAUUUUCUCAACCUCAGAAAACUUUCACACUGAAGUAUAUAAUAAUAAUGCUUGAUAAACAACAAUUGAACUGUUUAACUUUGAUGAAGAUGCACAAUGAUAAAUACAUCUGAUAUAUGUCUAACACUUGGUUACAAAUGAUGACGCGAGAUCUCUCUGAGAGCUUCGCUGAUAACAACUUGUGUCCAUUAAAAUCACCUUUGAUAUAACAUGAAUCUCUUGCCGGUGUCACAAUAUGUAUGCAAUCUUCAUAUAAUAAAUAGCGUUACAAACCCGCCCCCUUAAACAGGCAUCCGUAAAUACAGAGGCAUCAUUGAGUUUAAAACAGCAUUACACAUAAUUAAUAUUAAUGAAUAGCUAUUUUCAAGGAACCACAACACAAGUAUUUAAUUGAGAUGCUAAAAUGUGUGAAUUCAAACGAGGCGAGUACUGAUCCAGGGCGUCAGGCAAUGAAGACUUAUUUUUUAACGCAAAUUGUGUGAAUGGUGGCUGCAGGUGGGGCAGGACAAGCCUAUUUUUUUUUUUUCAUUGACAAUUAUUUUUAUAGAGGGCGGGUUUACACCGGGACACCGGUAGCUGGUAAUAUAGUGUCUGUUCUUUCUUUGUUGUGUGCUUCACGUGUUCUAACCUUGAUGACGUGUCGAAUAACUGUCGACCUUCAGUCGUUCCACUGAAAUAAAGGUACAGUUCACAAUC
Molecule: messenger RNA, 3096 nt
Organism: Haliotis rufescens (red abalone)
Lineage: Eukaryota; Metazoa; Mollusca; Gastropoda; Lepetellida; Haliotidae
Product: adhesive plaque matrix protein 2-like
Exons: 13
Coding region: 49-1470 (473 amino acids)
Biological process (GO): establishment or maintenance of epithelial cell apical/basal polarity; heterophilic cell-cell adhesion
Cellular component (GO): protein-containing complex; plasma membrane
Source: RefSeq, a predicted model, not a curated record